Molecule: messenger RNA, 588 nt
Organism: Cheilinus undulatus (humphead wrasse)
Lineage: Eukaryota; Metazoa; Chordata; Actinopteri; Labriformes; Labridae
Product: cytochrome c oxidase assembly factor 5
Exons: 3
Coding region: 122-349 (75 amino acids)
Biological process (GO): mitochondrial respiratory chain complex IV assembly
Cellular component (GO): mitochondrion
Source: RefSeq, a predicted model, not a curated record
UACAAAUAUGGCCGAAGGACUUCAUAACAACACUCAUGUCACUGCAGUUUUCUCGUCGGUGAUAAAUUUGAUUAUUUAAGGCAUAACAAGGUAAAGUUGGUGUUUCAGAAGAUUUACCACAAUGCCGAAAUAUUACGAGGAUAAAGAAGAAGAUUACAGAGCAUGCGCCGGAAUCAGAGAAGACUUCAAAGCCUGUCUCCUUCAGCAUGACUGUGUAGUAAAGGAGGGGAAGCUGCCCAGUGAGUGUUUGAAGGAAGGCCACUGCAAAGCCCUGCAGACGUCAUUCUUUGAGUGCAAGAGGUCAAUGCUGGACACGAGAUCAAGAUUCAGAGGACGGAAAGGAUACUGAGGAAGCAGAACUCUGCCGUGUGGUUGAAAGACUUGUGUAAAUUUUUUUAAAUGAUUAGAGCAAAGAGUGCCGCUUGCUGAUCUAUGCAAGUGCAGCUUUACAACAUCAUCUGGCUGACACGUCUCAAGAAGAAGAGGGAUUAAACAUGAGAGAAAAGGACCCACAAUACAUCAGCAAAAGAUGAUGCACUGAGGUUAUAACAGGAGUCGUCACUGGUUUGAGCUUUUCCUGGAUGUGUG